AUGGAUCGGCGGGAAUUAGCCGUUGCAAAAACUAUUUUUGCUACACCGCCCAGCUCUACUUACGACAAAGCUCUUCACUAUUUUCUAAAAGCGGAGGAAAUCUCGCCGCAUUUCUACAGUACCAACACCUACUACAUUGCCGAAACUCACGAAAAAAUGGGCAGCGAAGAUGAAGCCUUGAAGUACUAUAUGGAUGCAUUUAAAAUGCCAGUUAUAGCAGCUGACGAUAAACGGAUUCCUGAGAAGGUCAUUACUAACGUUGUCGAAGUUGGAGCAAUACCAAAUACUGUGAGAUUUUCUUAG
Messenger RNA from Cylicocyclus nassatus, 303 nucleotides. Lineage: Eukaryota; Metazoa; Nematoda; Chromadorea; Rhabditida; Strongylidae. The record is from the annotation of a GenBank genome assembly.